AACGACACCUCUCGAAACCUUUCCCUCUGAUUCGGACCUAAAUAUUUCCUUUUGGACUGAAUGCUGAACCAAUUUAACAACUAGCGGGGAUCAUGAGUAGGGACAGAGGGCAAGUCGGUCCCAAUGGAUCUGUGGAUCGCAACAAUAGAAGCCAGAGAAGUAUCCAGAUGCCGCGCUGUCCUUCUCGGGGUCCCGAUCUGGUUAGCACUCCGGAGCACUUGCGACCAGGAUUUCGUGGGCGGACACAUCGAUAUGAUCCCAGCGAUUUCGGGCUGACGGGAAAUGAGGAAUGGCGGCAUCCACGGAUGUUCAGGAAUAUGACCUAUGAAACAGAUGCUGCAGCUAUGGAAACCUUCCGGCAGGCGCAACCACGUCGUCAACCCUAUGAAACGGGAAUGAACAUGAGCAAUUUGCCGGAGGAGUGCCUGGAGGAUAUGUCGGCACCUAACUUCGAUCUCAGCCUGCCAUCCCAGAUGUCCGAUUUGCGGGGAGAGUUACUGGCCGAUGUCUCUGCUCCUAACAUGUGCGAUGUCUCAAAAACCACCAGCCACGUGGACAAUGUAUAUGGCGAGAUUCUGGAUCGCUUUAAGAGCAUUAGGGAACGUAUUAAUCGAUCGAAUCAACUCCACGGAUCGGAGGAUCCCUGCUAUCAACAGACCACGCGUCGCAGGAUCUACACCCACCGUGAUCCAAGUGGUCAUGUCACCAGCCACGUUGAUGAGACGACUGUUUCGAAUACUUCCUCUCUGGAUUGCACGCCCGCAGGUGAGGGUGGUGAACCGGGACGUCGUCUUAACUUCUCCUUACCCAAUCGAUCGGAGAACCUAAUGGAUGAGUCAAUGCCCCCAUAUCUCGAGGCAUCGCUAGAGGUCAUGUCCUCUCAGGAUAUUCUGGAUAAUGAGACUAUGCCGGCGUUCGAGUCCCUUGGACCCACUUUGAGGAGUCAGAAUAUGUCUCAUCGUUCCUGUUUGGAGAAUGAGACGAUGCCGUCGUUUGCCAAUAUCUCUGGGAUAUCCCGAAGACAACAGACAAUGCCCAGCGAAUGUCUGGAAGAUGUGAGCCAGCCUUCUUUCGAAAGGAGUAGAUCUCGCAGACAGAGUCCCAGGCGGCAGCAAAACGUAUCGAUGCCUUCUCAGAACCUUUGGGACAUCUCAGCGCCCUCGUUUGGGAACACAACCAGGGAUCCAACUGUCAAUGAGUGCCUCGAAGAUAUUUCAAUGCCCGCAUUUGAGGGGGUCUCGAAUGUUUCCAGGAGCAGAGGUCAGAGCAGAAGUCAAAGGCAGAGAUCGAGAAACACUCGCAAUAUAAGUGACAUAUCUGCCCCGACUUUCGCCAGUUCAAGACGGGGUCAAACCACCAUUGAAUGCCUGGAUGAUAUGACCAUGCCUUCAUAUGGCAGAGUAUCGGGCUUAUCACCGAACCGGAGUCUUCGCCAACUGCGAAAAUCGAUGUCAACGCAAAACAUUAACGAUAUAUCCGAACCUAUGUAUGCCAGUUUUUCAAGAGGACCCAUGACUAAUGAAUGCCUAGAGGAAAUAACCAUGCCAUCUUUUGGUGCUGUAUCAGAUUCUUCCAGGGGAAGAACAUCUAGAAGACCGUCUUCAGCAUUUGGAAUGCCCAGCGAAUGUCUGGAGGAUAUGACAAUGCCCUCUGUUGGAGGAGUUUCAAGAGGUUCAAGAAGCAGAAGUCUUGAUCGACACCAGAGAUCCAUGCCAUCGAGUAUGACGGACGAGUGUUUGGAUGAGAUGACCAUGCCAUCGUUUGGUGGAGUCUCAGGCUCCUCCAGAAGGCAAAUAACCAUGCCGAGCGAGUGCCUUGAUGAGGUAAGUGCACCAACUUUCGGGAGGAGCAGUUCUAGAGGAUCGACUCGGCGGCAGAGGACCAUGUCAUCCAAGAACAUUCGCGAUACAUCUGCGCCCUCGUUUGCCAACUCCACCAAAUAUGGGGACACAAAUGAAUGCUUGGAGGAUGUGUCGAUGCCAUCUUUCGGCGAUGUAUCGGGAUCACCGAGGAGGAAAAGAUCCCGGCGACAGCAGAUGACGCUUCCCACGCAAAAUAUAGGUGAUAUAUCGGCACCGUCAUUUGCCAGCUCGGGACGACGUAAUACGACCAAUGAAUGCCUGGAGGACAUAACGAUGCCAUCGUUUGGAGGAGUAUCUAACAAUUCCAGGAGUCGGAGUCGAAAGCGCCAACAAAGUUCCAGCCAUCGUUCGAUGACUAACGAGUGCUUGGAUGAUAUGACCAUGCCUUCGAUGGGUGGAGUAUCUGCUAUGUCCAGAAGACAAAUGACCCUACCUAGUGAGUGUCUGAACGAUGUGAGUGCCCCGACUUUUGGAAGAAGCAUCUCUCGGGGGGACAGUAGGCGUCAACGAACAUUGCCAAGUGCCAGUUCCACCAGAUGUCCACCGACGAAUGAGUUCCUGGAGGAUGUAACCAUGCCAUCAUUUGGCGGUGUUUCCUCAACAUCUAGACGUAGACAGUUGACCAUGCCCAGUGAGUGUCUGGAAGACAUGAGUGCCCCGUCCUUUGGAGGCGUCUCUGGUCCUUCCAGGAGACAAACCACUGGCUUACCCAACGAGUGCCUUGAGGACAUCAGCAUGCCCACCUUUGGCAACAUUUCUGCAAUAUCUCGAAGAAAUGAGUGUUUGCCAGAUGUCAGUCAGCCUGCACUUGGAAGAGGUAGAUCGCUUGGACGGAGUGGGCGAAGUAAGCGGAACGUGAGCAGAACUCAAGCUACCAAUGAAUGUUUAGAGGAUGUAACAAUGCCUUCAUUUGGUGGGAUAUCAGGAGCUUCCAGAAGGAAAAGUACCUCCCAACAUCAGAAAACCAUGCCACCAGUAAGUGAAGUCUCAGAAAGGACUAAGGAAUGUCUAGAGGAUGUGACAAUGCCUUCCUUUGGAGGUGUAUCGGGAUCAUCCAGAGCUAGAAGUCCGAGACAAAGAUCAAUGAAUUCGAGAAGAGGGCAGAUGACAAGCGAAUGCUUGGACGAUGAAACAAUGCCAUCGUUCGGAGGUGCUUCGCAACAUUCAGGCCGAAGGACUCCCAGAAGACAGACUCAAAAUAUUAGCGGUAUAUCAGCUCCAUCGUUUGCUAGUUCGGGUCCUGGAUUUGAAACGAAUGAAUGCAUUGAGGAUAUAUCGAUGCCUUCAUAUGCUGAUAAUACAAGAGCCUCUAGGGCAAAAAGCUCUACGUCAAUGCAAAGGUCAAGACACGGAGUGAUGACCAACGAAUGUCUGGAUGAUGUGACAAUGCCAUCGUUUGGUCCUGCCAGCCAAAGUCCAGUCACAAACGAAUUUCUCGAGGAUAUUUCAAUGCCUUCAUAUAGGGAACACACAGGAUCGCUGAGACGAAGAUCCCACGCACCUGUGCAAAGCUCAAGACAAGAAUGGUUGGAUGAAAUGACCAUGCCAUCUUUUGGUGGUUCAAGGCGUGGGCUAACUAGUGAAUGCCUUGAGGACAUUUCAAUGCCAGCUUAUGGAGAAGAUACGGGAUCGUCCAGAGGAAGAAGCUUUAGACAAGCAACGAUGACCAACGAGUGUUUGAAUGAUAUGACCAUGCCAUCGUUUGCUAGUUCCUAUCGAGGACCUGUUACCAAUGAAUAUUUAGAGGACAUUUCAAUGCCUUCAUAUGGAGGAAUAUCAGGAUCUUCCAGGAAAAGCACAAGACAAAGGGCGUCAAUAAUGCAACGAUCCAGACCAGGGACGAUGACAAACGAACGUCUGGAUGAUAUGACAAUGCCUUCCUUUGGAACUUCAAGUCAUGGACCUGCUACUAAUGAAUGUCUGGAGGACAUUUCAAUGCCUUCAUAUGGUGGAAAUUCAGGAUUGUCUAGAGGCAGGUCUACCACCCCAAUGCAAAGAUCUAAUCAGGGAGCCGUGACAUCGGAAUGCUUGGAUGAUAUGACCAUGCCAUCAUUUGGCAGCUCUAGUCGUAGACCCGCAACUAAUGAAUGCCUUGAGGACAUUUCAAUGCCACCCUAUGGAGACGAUUCUGGACUAUCUAGAGGAAGAAGCCCGAUGCCUAUGCAAAGCUUAAAGAUGGGAGCGAUGACCAAUGAAUGCUUGGACGACAUGACCAUGCCAUCGUUUGGUAGUCCAAUUAGUGGAAUGGCUUAUAACUCAGGAUCAACUCGAGGAAGAAGUCCUAAGCAAAUUCAAAUAUUUCAAGGACCGAUGACAAACGAAUGCUUGGAUAACAUGGCCAUGCCAUCGUUUGGUAACCUAAGUCGUGGUCCAGCUACAAAUGAAUGCCUGGAGGACAUUUCAAUGCCUUCAUAUAGAAGAAACACAGCUUCCUUCUCGAGGAGAAGCCCCAGCCCUGGGCAAAGGUCUAGGCAGGAAAUGACGACCAACGAAUGUUUGGAAGACAUGACUAUGCCCUCGUAUGAGGAGGUAUUUGGAUCAUCUAGGAGGCAGAUGACUAUGCCAAGUGAGUGCUUGAACGACGUAAGUGAACCCUCCUUCGCAAGGAGUAUCCACGAGGGAACCAGUCGAAGACAGAGAACCUUGGCCUCUCCAAAUACUAUUUCACGAGGAAGAAGCCCUAGGCCACAGCAAAUGUCGCUGACGAACGAGUGCCUGGAGGAUAUGACAAUGCCAACAUUUGGCGACAUCUCUGGGUCAUCGAGACGUGGCCAAAGCACCAUGAACAGCGUUCGCUUGGAGGACAUCAGCAUGCCCUCAGGACUCUCAAACCGAACUCAGUACAGCGAGUGCGUUGAGGAUAGUGCGAGUGGAGGACGUGGACGCCGCACCAACGAAUGCCUUGAGGAUGUGAGUGCUCCCAGUUUUGCCCCGAGCAGUCGAAUGACCUCAAGACAUAUGCCCCAUAUGACAGACGAGUGUUUGGAGGAUGUUUCCAUGCCGCAGAAUGAAUCAUUAGCCAGGAAUGAUUCUAAAUCAAUAGCGCGACGUCCACCAGACAUUUCCUAUCCCUCGGAAAUGUUGGCCAACGAGAGUGCUCCCUCGUAUCAUUCACGCCGAGAUGAAGCAGAUAAGUCGGCCGACUGUUCGUGCUCAACUCCUCCACAGAGUUCCAGAAGCCGUCCCUGGGAAGACGGCAGUGCAGGUCGUUUGGAGGAUGUGAGCAUGCCCACCUUCGAGGACGUUUCCUAUCAGCCACGACGCCAUCAAUUGACCAUGCCCUGCGAAAACUUGGACGAUGAGACUCAGCCGGACUUCUUUAACUCAACUGCAUUGCCCAGCUCUACGAGAGCAGAGAAGCACCAGGGAAAAUCCGCUCGACAGGAGCAGCAGACAAGUAGCAGCAAACAACUCGCCGAUGAGAGUGCUCCAUCUAUACUGAAGGACACCACAAAAGGACCUUCAGAAGUGGUCAAGGAAGUUACCGUCCAGAGCUCAACCACCUCUGUGACAAGGAUUUUUAAUAAAACACCAGAAACAGGUAAUAACUCGGGCCAGCAAAUGAUCGAAGACCUCUCGAUGCCGCAGUUUGAGACCACGGGCUCCAGUACUCAUCAGGACUCAUCCCUUCACGGCUUCCAAUCCAUGGAUAACUACAGGCCGUUCGAUGAACUUAUAUACAGCCAGAACUCGGUGGGAAAUCAAACGCAGCCCCAGACUCCUCAGCCAGCGAGGGGUCCGAACCGUAGUCGCAGUCUGCGAAGAACACCAAGCACACCGAACACUUCAAAUAAUCGUGGGGGAACUCCCCCCACUGCUACCAGGACUCCUGGUCAACCAUGCGAUAUGGUUACCACCAGCUAUCCCUAUGGAAAACCCCAUUGCUUUAGCCGAAAACCCUGCUAGAUGGAUAACACUCAUUGAAGAUUUAUAUGUAAAUUGGUUUACAAA
This is a messenger RNA of Drosophila suzukii, 5813 nucleotides long. Its product is annotated as serine/arginine repetitive matrix protein 2. Lineage: Eukaryota; Metazoa; Arthropoda; Insecta; Diptera; Drosophilidae. The record is from RefSeq and is a predicted model, not a curated record.